ACACUGCCCGUCAUCGGCUCACUGCGACUCGGGCAUUCGCCGCUGUCGCAUCUAAUCGUAGCCUCAUACCACACACCGCCCGCACACGCACGAUCAGCUGUAACCCCGCACUUAAACUGUAGACACCGCGAAGCGAACCGUCAAUAAGCCGCAGUGCGGUGUGAGAUGGAGCUCCUUUGUGCGGAGCGUGUAAGCAGUAGCAGCAGUGAAGGCUCGUCGGCGGCUGCUCCGGCGACUGCCGCCGCGCGGGACCCCGUGUUGUUGCGCCGGCGCGUGUUGGACAACCUGCUGCGUACCGAGGAGCGCUAUGCCGUCACCGCUAACUACUUCGACACCGUGCAGCACGAGAUCACGCCGCACAUGCGUCGCCUGGUCACCGAGUGGAUGCUAGAGGUUUGCGAAGACCAAAAUUGUCAAGAGGAGGUUUUCCCUCUGGCUGUUUCCUACUUGGACCGAUUUCUCAGCGUGUGUAGAGUGGGCAAAAGUCAGGUCCAGCUGCUGGGCACCACCUGCUUGCUGCUGGCUUCCAAGUUACGAGAACCCGGCUCUAGAUGCCUUCGGGCAGACCUUCUCAUCUUCUACACGGCGAACAGCAUCACACUAGCAGAUCUUUGUCAUUGGGAGCUGCUGGUGCUGUCAAAGUUGAAGUGGGACGUGGCCGGAGUGACGGCGCACGACUUCUUGCCGCUUCUGCUGUCUCGGCUGCCACUGCGAGGUCUCGUCGACACUCACAUGGUUCAGAGGCAUGCGCAGACCUUCAUCUCUUUAGCAGCUAGCGAUUUCACGUUUACGCUGCAGUCCGCGAGCACGCUCGCCGCGUGCGCAGUGGCCGCUGCGCUGCGCGGGCUCGGCUUGGACGGCCAGUUGCAGCGGCUUCACGAACUCACGCGCAUCGAUUUGGACUGUCUCCAAACAUGCCUCGAGCAGAUCGAGCAGAUGGUCAACAACAUGAUCGAGGAGCGCGGCUUCUCCGACCCAAACGGUCAGCGCAUGGAGGCGGCGGGGUGGACCCCCCCUCCCCAGGACAAAGUGCACAGUAACGCCGCCACCCCCACCGACGUCCGAGACGUACAAUUCUGAGCGAACGUGCGUGCAGUGUCCGAACUAUUCCUACAAAAUGCUUUAAUUACGGUGCAGUACGAAAAUACUUUAAACUAGAACGUUUAGUAAACGUGCAUCCGUGAUAAAACUACCAAGACUGAAAUAUACGUGUCUAAAGUAGUUACUACUUGUUAUACGUAGUAUAAGCCCAAAUAAGGAUAAGUAAGCCCUACUUAGUAUAGUUAAUAUAGGGUGAAGCUAACUUGAGAUAAAAUUGAUAGCAACUGUUGCUCAGGCAUGAAGUUGUAACUCUUCUUUUUUUUCUUGUUUCAAUUGUUUAUACUAAAGGCUGCAUUUAAGUCAUAUUGAUAGCCUACAUACAUCAUCAAAGAAUCCAGUCUUUCUUUGGACAUAUCGGCAGUUCUAGCACUUACAAUCUACCUCUUAAUCAUAUAAGAAAUAAAUUUCAGUUACACUUAAGUGACCUUAACCUUGUUGCCUUGAAUGAAGUAAUCUGAUUUAUAAGUUCAAUUUACACUAAUACAUAAGUAAUACUAAACAUCUAUGAAUACAAGGGACCAAAGUUUUUUGUAAAAGGAGCUUUUACAAUGAUUUCCAAUGAACUGAAAUCUUUCUGUUAAUUUCGUAAUUUUAUAAUAAUAAUUAUUUUUAGAGCGUGUGAUAGCAGGACGUUAUCAUCCUCAGUCGACUGAUUCCUAAUCGUAACGAUAUUGUUAGGGCAAACACAUUUGACAUGUAUGAAAUAAAGUUUCGAAUCGCAUUCUACACUCUGGGAGGCAUAUUUCAAAAAAUAAAUCGAUAUUUGCUAAUAAACAUUAUGCUAUAGAUAUAUACUUAUGAUUCAGAUUAAAUUGUUAGCGGGGGAAGGCAAUAAAUUACGCUUUUACAUUGUAAAAAUACGACUAUCAUAUAUUGACAUAUUUACGUAAAACUUACAGAGCUAGCUAUAGUUAAAUAUUCCUUCUUAUAUAACUACCAAUAUGUAUAAACGUCAUUAUUAUACUGUAGACAGAGAGCAUCUGCUUUUUUUCGAUAUUAUGAUUAGGCAAAUAAUUAUUUGUUCCUUUUUUGACAAAAAUACCAACGUUAGGGUGUAACAUUUUGUGAUAGUGUUGAAAUGUAGUUCGAACUUCGUAUCAUAGUCACUUCCAGUCAUAAUAUGUUAAUUUAGAAGUAACUAUGUAAGAUUUCUUUGAGUAAUUACUAGGAAAAAAAGAAAAAAAUGUGAUUGUAUUGGAUAAGAUAUUAUAGGUAGAAUUUAGUCAUUAAAAUUCAUUAAUGUCGUUCCUAUAUUUGCAACCAUUGGAAAUAAAUAUGCAAUAGUCAUGUUCCGUUACUUUGUACUUAAUAUUGACCAGUUUGUAUAAAUUUCAAGUUCAUGUUAAUAAAUUGUGAUAUGAUUUCAUUUCUAAGUACCUAAUGCUUUUAUAUAGUUUAAGUACGGGUGGCGUAAAUAUUAUGUAAGUCAGUCCUAAAUUAUGUUCAGUUAAUGAUAAGUAUAAUAGUUGUAAGCACAUUAGCUACGGUGACAUUCACGAGGAGCUCGUUUGGUGUGUGACAAGAAUCAUCGUCUUCCAAUAGUUUGUAAACGAUAUCGGCCGGAUAUAUACGUUACAUGACAUGCCCGGUUCUAUUAAGUUAAUUAGAAUUUGCGAUCUGCAAAUUGUGUAAAUAUUAAGAUACGAUGUAAAUAACAAUUAUAGCUAUAUACGCAUGUGGUGCCAUAAGUAACACUACUAUAAAGUAUUUUAUAAAGCAAUAUAUAAGUGUAUAAAUAUUAUAUAUACAUAGAUGUCCUAUUUGUAUUCAUACCCCAAUGAGGUAUACCUAUAAUAAAGAAAAACGUUUUAAUAAAAAUUACAUGAGGUUUGAUAAUAAAUGUAAGAGCGAAGCAAUGAGUAUAAAAUAUGUUUUAAAAUUAUUCAUAAACUAUGUAAGAUAUAUUGUAUGUUCCUAGAAUGACUGCGAAGGUCGUUCUGGCGUUAAUAUUCAGGUAUUUUGGUUGUGGCAUAAAAUGUCUAAAUAAGUAUAGGCAUUCGAAAAUGUACAUUAUACUAUACAUUUUAUUAGAUAUUAUAUAAAAUUAUGUGGGAAAAUAUACGCAUUACAAGUUUAGUCUUAUAUAAUGCUUACUUUUGGCUUUUGGACUGGCUUUCUUUACGUAGUUAAAUAAGAAGUUAGUUUUUUUUUAAUACGAAGUAAAAAAGAUAAGGGAAAUAAUACAUUUUCCUUUGAUGUCAAAUUGAAGAGCUAUUUGUUCUGAACAGUGGUGAUCUUUCUUAUUGUUAACAUUAUAUGAAACAAAUGUAUAUUAUAAGAUUUGUAAGAAAUUGACACUUUAGUAUCAAAAUGAGAGCACGUUUUGAAUGAUUUGUGAUUUAUUAAUACAUUAGGAUUGUCUUUUCAUUAAAAUCUAGUUACGAUGUUGAGAUGUAAAUAUUUAAAAAGAAACAAUAAAAAUUAUUAAAAACUAAA
This is a messenger RNA of Plodia interpunctella (Indianmeal moth), 3537 nucleotides long. RefSeq names its product Cyclin D (gene CycD). Lineage: Eukaryota; Metazoa; Arthropoda; Insecta; Lepidoptera; Pyralidae. The record is from RefSeq and is a predicted model, not a curated record. Gene Ontology annotation, cellular component: cyclin-dependent protein kinase holoenzyme complex; cytoplasm; nucleus. Gene Ontology annotation, biological process: mitotic cell cycle phase transition; regulation of cyclin-dependent protein serine/threonine kinase activity. The transcript is spliced from 5 exons. Bases 166 to 1080 code for a protein of 304 amino acids. Gene Ontology annotation, molecular function: cyclin-dependent protein serine/threonine kinase regulator activity.